Paramormyrops kingsleyae is the source of this 2744-nucleotide messenger RNA. It is a transcript of the gene golm1, whose product is annotated as golgi membrane protein 1. The record is from RefSeq and is a predicted model, not a curated record. Gene Ontology annotation, cellular component: Golgi apparatus. Lineage: Eukaryota; Metazoa; Chordata; Actinopteri; Osteoglossiformes; Mormyridae.
GCCCCUUCGGCGGUCGGAGAGCUUCUCCUCGGUGGACUGAGCGGCUUUUUCCGGGCCUGAGAUGCCGGCUUAGACUUUGUUAACUUCCGUAGCCCCUCCUCCGCACGCUUCCUGUCCGCUCCCUCGGCUGCCUAGAGCUGAACACGGUGGCUUUAUCCGUAUUUGUAUGUUAUGAUGGGUACUUUGUAGCGUCUUUAUAAGAACCUUUAACCAGCUGAAGAUCGAAAUAACAAUCUGGACAUUUUACUUUAACUCGAUCCGGUGCCAUCUCCUUGUUUUUCCCCGCUGAAGCCACCAACCCAAACUGUUCAACAUCAUGGGAGCUUUAGGAAACAGCCGCAGAGGUGGAAGAUCACCACCCCUCCUGAUAGGUGCUUUCAUCACUUGCAUCAUCGUGCUGGGUUUCAACUAUUGGCUGUCGAAUUCACGGAACCAGGAGCUGCAGACAAAGCUCUACGAACUGCAGGCCAAAGCGCGGCAUAUGUCUGUGGAGUUGGGGGCGGUGGAGCAGAAGAAGAAGGAGUUCCAGGAGGAGCUUCAGAGGCAGAAUGAGCUGAUAGGCCACAUUGAGGCCCAGCACAUCAACAGAUUGGAGGUGGCCACUGCAGCCUGGAGGCAAGAGAAGGAGGACCUGCUUUUCAACAUCUCCUCCAGCGCUAAGACAAUCCAGAGCCAGAAAAGUGAAUAUAACACUCUGACUGAAAAUCUGGAGAAACUGCAGAAGGAAUUCCAAGACUGCCAGAGAAAUAAAAGCACCAUGGAUAAAAAACUGUCCGACGAUCUGACGCAGUGUAAAAGCCGGCUUGAGGAGGAGUGUGUGGCAAAGGAGGUGCCAGCCAGGCCGGAGGCUGUGGAGGCAGUGAAGGAGACCCCGGCCCCCCAGGGCCACCUGCAGGCCUCCCCUGGUUUCACAAAAGCUAAAAUGAUUAAGGGAGCACAGCAAGGGCUGGUGGAGAGAACGGGCCAGGAUGACUUGAAGAAGCAGUCAAUCCAGGAGCAGACAGACGUCCAAGUCUCCAAGCAGACCAAGCCAAAUCCGACAGAGCUGGACGCCGACCACGUUGUGGACCAUGAUGCAUCCCAGUCUGAGAAGGACACCAUUACAUACAACAAGCCGGCUCCUGCCAGGCCAGAGGACAAGGCGAAGGACAGGACUCCUCAGGAGAAUGUGGUGGGCGUGGAGCUCGAGAAAAAGGACCCUAAAACCAAUGACACAGAAACAAACAAGCCGCAGGUCCUGGAUGUGCAUACAGCGGACCUUACAUCUGAUGCUGUGGAGAACGGAAGGAUGAACAAGGAAGAUGAUGGAAUAUAUUACGAGGUGGAUCCCAGUGCUGGCAUGAGGGAUAUGGAUGCCCAGCUCCCUGGGAAUACAGGUAAAGAACCGGGUCGCCUAGAGCACGAAAUGGAUGAGAUGCUGGCAGAGUACGACGGCAAUGACGAUAAUGAAGGUGAAUUCGAGGCGGACAAGCAGGCUGAGCUGUCCGAGGUGAACGGAUAAGGCAGUGAAGGAUUUGCCAUCCUCAGGUAUGCGGUGACUUGGUGGGUGAAGCCGUCCUUAUGGCAGAAAAACCCACAGAUUUUUUUGAAGUAGAUCACUCCAGGAAACAUGAAUUUUUAUGAUCAUUAAAUAAUGUGUUGCUACUGCAGGAGCAGUUGGGAAUGCAGAUUUGGGGGGGAGUGGGGGGGGGGGCUGGAUCGUAUUGAGUCGAAACGGGCAGCUGCUCCAUCACAUCGCACUUCUGGAUAAAGGCUCAAAAUGGAAGAGAAGACAACCUGUAAAAAGAAGAGGACCUGCGUAGGACCUGUGCAUUGCCUUCAAUCUCCGGGCUGCCAACAUGAAUGUAUUUUUAAAAUAUAGACAAAAUUCAGUUUUUACUGCUUUUAACUAUGAAGAUGAGAAACUCUAUUGUUUUAGAAAACACAUUAGAUAUUUGUGGUCAAUAGGAUGUAUAGAGAAACACAAUGGAAAGAAUAUUGAAUUUAUCGUGAAUUUAUAUAACUUCCAUUUUUCUAUGACUGCUCUUAGUAGCAGAAAGACGCCUUAAUGUGUUCCAGUUAUCAGCUGUACUCCUGCCUUUCUGUCAUCGUUUAUUUAUUUAACUUGGUUGAGGUUAAUUAUGUGUUAUUUUCAUUAACACUUCAUUUUGAAGGUUUUUUUCCUUUUUAUUCUGCGGUCAUAAUGGAUGUUCAGUGAUUUCUGAUUCAGAGAUUUUUACAGAAUCAAACUCAUAGUUACAUUUUAGCAUCCAGCACCUGCUGUUUUGAGUUAUGGCUUGAAAGAAUGAGUUAUUGCAGUGAUGAUGAUUACUGAUGCUGGUAGCUGGUGAUGUAGCAGCAGUAUGCAGAUUUUCAAGUUCUUUGAAAAUAUAUAUAUAUGUGUGUGUUCUAUAGCCGUGACACAUCACUGGAACGAAGGAAUGUGGUGCAGUUCUGGUUACUAUAGUGAAACUCUUGGAAUGAAAGCGAUCUUAAUUCUGCUUCUUGGGGCUUUGCUGUCUUCCAGCAGAGACGUUCUUGAGCAUUGCAGGGAUCACGGGAUGAUUUCUACAUUUAGAUACUAUUUUGGAAAUCUUGUAUCGUGUCUUUUCUUUUUGCUGAGAACUGGGGAAAAAAAGACUUGUCACAAUGUCACUUUCUUCUAGUUUCAAGUCUAUAAAAUAAAAUAGAUGACUGAUGAUUUCUUUUGUUAUUAUAUUGCCAUGUUAAGACAUGGCAGGAAUAAAAUACAAGUUGCAAGCAUG